AUGCCAACAAGAAAGUUCCGUGAGAGCAGUGGAGUAGCUUCUCAAGCACAGUUUGUAAGAAGGCCUUCAACUGUCCUUGGCUGCUAAUAGUCCAUUUUCGAAUACACACGCGUCCAUUUAAGUGCGGAUUUUGUGGGAAAGGCUUCAGCCAUGUCUGGAUCCUAAAAAGCAAGAUUCGAAGGCACACGUGAAAAGCCCUUUCGAUGUCAAACAUGUGGAGGACCAUUUGCUGAGCACUCAAAUUUGAGACAGCAUUCUUCUUUUUCUGUAAUGCUUUAAUGAUUUGUCCAAUUACUAUUCUGCAGUUAUACUACUACCACAUGGCAGAAACUCAUUUCUGUUAUUCUAAGCAACAUGAUGUCACUUCAUGUAUUUCACAUUUUGGGUAACCUAUUAGAACAUUUAUUUGUUAGAAGAGUUUGGUUACAUCUUCUGUGAUUCGAUUACUAACGUUCAAGUUUCACUCCUAGAUUUGGUUCCAAAACUGGCAGAAAAGCUUAAACAACAUGCUUUUUACGGACAUCACAAACACCCGGAUGCAUCCCUUCAGGUCAUCACUGACAUUUACCCACUGUCCUUUCUUACCACUCUUUUGACAAAAAUGGCCUUGCAUUCAUUAAACUCCCCCAAAGAACAGUUUCAGGCCUCCAGGAUCAUGUUCCAGGAUCAGUACAUAGCCGAUGAAUCUUCAGUUGCACAUACCUUGUCCAGUGCUUUUCAUUAACAUACUCAUUUUUUUACGUCCGUUAAGAAUAGUUUUUCAGUGCAAGAAGUUCACACUAGGCAACAAGUUGCAGGAACAAGUUGCGGCAAAAUGUCACAGCCACUUAUCACUCCAUCUGUAAUGGCCCAUUUUUAUAAAAAUUUUGUCCUCGCAACAAGACUGAAUUUGUGCGACUUGUUUGGUUAUGUCUCGUGUGAUUCCUUUACCAAGGUUUUAGUUUCAAUCCCAGGUUUGUUUCCAAAACUGGCAUGCCAGGGGGCAGAAAAGCUUACAAAAUAUGCCUUCAAAAGAUGUCCCAAACACACCGAUACAUCCGCCCAUGCAUCCCUUCAGAUCAUCCCUUCAAAUCAGCCCUUACAUGCAACCUAACGGUCGUCCAAAAACAAAAAAACAAAAUUGUGAACAUAUUAACAAAGUUGGUUCCAAAAACAGCAAGCCAGGUGGCGGAAAAGCUUAAACAAUAAGCCUUCCACGGAUGUCACAAACAUGCAAAUGCAUCCUUUUAGAUUAUCCCUGACAUUUACGCACACUCCUUUCUUACCAUUCUUUGACAACAUGGCCUUACAUUUAUUUAACUCCUCUGAAGAACACUUCCAGGCCUCCAGGAUCAUGUUUCAGAAUCAGUACUGAGCCGAUGAAUUUUCAGUUGCACAUACCCUGGCCAGUGGUUUUCAUUAACAUGUUCAUUAUUUAAAACGCAAAAAGGCCAGAUACAAAUUAUAUAGACCUUGCUUUAUUUCAUGUUCUGCACACGUUCUUUAAAUGGUAUAAAAUCGACUACAAACUUUGUAAACAUCUUUCAACAUCUCAGAUAAUAUGCUUUUGCAACACUUAUACAAGUUUUCUUGUUGCUGUAGUUUUUGUCAUAUGUCUUAGAAUGAUUAUCACUAUAAUUGUCAUUAAUAUUUUUCCUUCCUUAUCUUUUUUUUUUAUAAAAUAUGUCAUAUAUAAUAAUAUCUGACCUUUGACAAUUCCUCUGAUCAUUUUCUGUUACCUUUUUGUUAUUAUUGAUUUUAACAAAUGCAAUUUUUUCUCCCUUUAGUAUGCUAUGGCCAACAACUCCAACUUUUAUGCGCUGGCAUUGCACCUCCCUAAUUGAUUAAAAAGUUUAGUAAGCCUUUUUCUUGUGCCCCAUCUCUUUUACUGGUUGCCUAUGCAACUCUUAAUAGUUUCUGGUUACUUUGUCUUUUCCUCUGAAAUGCUUUAACGAUUUAACGAUUACUAUUCCACGGUUAUACUACUAUCACAUAAAAGAAACUGAUUUUUAUUACUUUAAGCAACAUGAUGUUAUUUUUGUAUUUCGCAUUUUGGGUAACCUAUCAGUGCAUUUCAUUGUUAGAAGAGGUUAGUUAUGUCUUGUGUGAUUCCUUUAUUAACGUUUUAUUUUCAAUCCCAGAUUUGGUUCAAAAACUGGCGUUGCAGAUGGCGCAAAAACAUGCGAACCCCUACCUAUGACACACCUAUGCAGCCACUCAAACAGCCACCCGAGGAGCAAUUAUUCAUACAGCCCACUAUGCAACAGCUAAUGCAGCAGCACAAUAUGCAACGGCUAAUACAGCAGCCCAUGCAGCCGCUAACGGACCAAAUCAUGCAGCAGCCCGCUAUACAACAGCUAAUUCAAGUCAUGCAGCAGCCCAUGCAGCCGCCAACGGACCAAAUCAUGCAGCAGCCCGCUAUGGAACAGCUAAUUCAAGUCAUGCAGCAGCCCAUGCAGCCGCCAACGGACCAAAUCAUGCAGCAGCCCACUAUGCAACAGCUAAUUCAAGUCAUGCAGCAGCCCAUGCAGCCGCCAACGGACCAAGUCAUGCAGCAGCCCACUAUGCAACAGCUAAUUUCAUUGAUCGUUAACGAAUAAAGAAGGAAAUUUUCUUUCUCAGUUUUACUUAAAAUAUGCCCAAUACAAUAGAGACAGUACCUACACUCCUUUUUUCCAUAAGAACAUAUUUUAUAAUAAUAUUGAGGCUGAAAUAUUUAAAAUUUUAAGAAUUUUUAAGAAUAAACCGCUGAGGCUGAAGUUUCCUCAUACAGGAAAUGCUCGAUUGCAUUGUUUAUAGUAGCUUCGAUGUCCGCGUGAUUCGAUAACAGAUGUCUCUCUCCUUCCAUAUCGCAUUCCUCAUCAAGGUCACCAGUGCUCAAGUGUUAACAGAAGGUGUCAUAAUUGACCAAUGAGAGGGUAUACUGGAAUCCAGUAUACCGGAACGACCCUUUCUUAACAAUGUUUACAGGCGUUCUCUCGCUCUGCACCCCCCUUUCCUGUUUUCCCGGUGUACAACUUAACUUGCCCCCCAUUUACCGCCACGCUCUACUAUCUGAAGGCCUGGAACAGGCUAGGUUGUUUUACGGCUUAUAGUCGUUGAACAGUCGUAAUUCGGCUUCAUAUAAAAAUCCCCUGAAGAGUGAGCGAUCACGAAACAGGCUUGUGGGGAUAAAAGUGUAGUUUUUUCCUACUUCCAAUAUUUAUAUCACGCUCUACUUUAACGUAUCGAGCACUCUACUACGGUAAAAUCGAAACACAGACUUCCUGUAUAUAUAUAUAUUAUCGAUUGGUUUCUAAGGGGGCUGUUAGUUUUCGUAAUAACGAAAACUAAGAGGGGUCUUUCAUUCAGUUUCUCAUUUAUACUUUUUUCCAGUUUAAUUACCCUUGCUGAAUAGGGAUAAGAGCCUGGACCUAUAGUGUACCACCAAUUUACAAUCCUCUCUUUGGGAUUCGUGACUCCCGUCAUGCAACCUAUUCACCUCACAUGACAACACUGAUGAAGUUUGAGAGAUUCAGAUGAAAUAUUUGUUUUGUUCCUUUUGCUCCGAGCUUUGGAACUUUCUGUACUUAAAGUUUAUUUACAAUUAUCAUAGACCUUGCUUUAUUUCAUGUUCUGCACACCUUCUUUAACUGAUAUCGUAUGGAAUACAAAAUCAAGUACCCCCUUUGCGAGUCAAUUUUUUGCCUCAUCUCGUUAACUGGUAGCCUAUGCAACUCUUAAUAGGUCUGGUUAUUUUGUAUUCUCUUCUGAAAUACCUUAAUGAUUUGACCUGAAUUACUAUUCCGCAGUUAUACUUCUAUCAUAUGGCAGAAACUGAUUUUUAUCAUUCUAAGCAACAUGUUAUUGUUUGUAUUUUGCAUUUUGGGUAACCUAUAACAACCUCUACAAACACAACAUCAUGGCUGUGGCUUUUGAAACCGUCGAUGUUAUCCUGACUGAAGAGCAGGCUGAACAUAUGAAUGUACGACAUGUGGACCAGCAUCAACACAUGAAAACCAGCAAGUUCUUCCUAUCGUUCAACCUAAAAGCCACUCUGGGCUUGUUAUCGUGUAGAACUUGGGAAGAAAGAGAAGACGUCACUGCUGGAUCACGCAUGAAAACAGGGUCAUGGAUACUGUUAUAUACACUCAUUUGAUGUGAUAAAUACAUCGGGAAAGACCCUCGCGACUUUCCAUGUAAUGAGAUUGGUAUUUAUUAUUCACAUAAUACUGCAAUCUCGAGCAAGUUCAGGAUAAUUACUGCCCAUCCGUUUACAAAGUCUUACAAGAUCAGUACUCAGCCGAUGAAUCUUCAGUUGCACAUACCUUGGCCACUGGUUUUCAUUAACGUAUUCAUUUUCAAAAUUCUUUUAAGAAUAGUUUUUCAAUACAAGAAGUUCACACCAGGCGACAAGUUGCAGCAACACGUUGCAGCGAUAUGUCACAGCGACAAAUUGCUCCAUGUGUAAUGGCCAAUUUUUGUAAAAAAUUUUGUCCAUUGAGUUAAUUACACUUUUGGUCUAACAAAUCUGUACCUGUCUGAAAGGCAACCACUUUACACAGCAGCACAUUGUUUUUCUGGCAGAAUCCCCAUUUCGCUGCAAUAAGGACAUCGAGCUUACUUAACUUUGUAAUUGAAUACAGACAUUUUUCUACUGCUUUUUAGUCCCACAUGAAGCAAUGAUUAAAGAUAAUCCACAAGUCAUGAUUAAAGACAACCCAUGCACAGUAAAAAAAGCCACUACCCAAGAAUGCCAACAAGAUAGUUCCGUGAGAGCAGUGGAGUAG
Porites evermanni is the source of this 4748-nucleotide messenger RNA. Lineage: Eukaryota; Metazoa; Cnidaria; Anthozoa; Scleractinia; Poritidae. The record is from the annotation of a GenBank genome assembly.